Tetrahymena thermophila SB210 is the source of this 3147-nucleotide messenger RNA. Its product is annotated as transposase IS4 protein. The record is from RefSeq and is a predicted model, not a curated record. The transcript has 8 exons. NCBI's taxonomy places the organism in Eukaryota, Ciliophora, Oligohymenophorea, Hymenostomatida, Tetrahymenidae.
AUGGAAUUAGGAGAAGCAGAUUUACAUACAUCACAAUCAAUAGUUUAGGAAGAAGUUCCUAUGCAACAAGAGGUUAAUAUUCAAGAAGAAUAAAAUUCUUAAUUUGACAAUGUUUAAUAACAAAAUCAGAAUGUAGAAGAAUAACAUUAAACAAAUAAAAAUAAUUUAACUUAAAAUGAUUUUAAUGAAUUUCAAUAAUAAAAUACAAAUGAGCAAGACUUACCAAGAAACGAUCAAACAUAGGUUUAACCUCAAUAAAACUUGUAGGAUGAAAAUAAUUAAGACUAAACUAUACAUUUUACAGAGUAGCACUUUCAACAACGAGAAAGGGAAUCUAGUGAAACUCAUGAUACAAGCAAUUAAGAAUUAGAAUAUUAAAUUAAUUAAAAUAUAAAUGAAAAUAAAUAAGUACAAAAAGAUAACUUAAAUGAAGAAAUUAUAUCUUAAAAUAAAGAAGCACUUGAUGGACAAGAAGAUUAUCAGAAUUUCAAUAAAAAAGAUUUACCUGAUAAUAAUAAUAGUAAUGAAUAACAUAACUAAGAUUAAGAAAAUAUGAAUUAAAUUGAAAGUUAAGAAGGUUAAAAUUAAUUAGUUUAGAUAGAAGUCAAUGGUUCAGUGAAUAGCCUAUAAGAAAAUAACUACAUCUAAGAUGGCACGUUUAUGGAGUAAGAACAUUUAAAUGAUAAAAUGCAAUAAUAAUAGGAAUAGGCUGUAAAAGAAGAAACUGAAGAAAGAGAAGAAAUGUAAGAGGAGAAUUAACUCCAUGAAAAUUAAGAAAAUAUUAGUAUCAGCUAAUAAAAUUAGUAAGCUCACAGUGAUAUGUAAAUCGAAGUGUAAGCAAAUUAAAUUAAUUAAUAAGAGAACCAGUUAGAAUCUUUAAAUGACAAGGAAGUUGUUAAAGAAGAAAAUAAUUUGCUUUUAAAUAUACUUUCUGAUGAAAAUAAUAAAAGAUUUCAAAGACUUCCACCAGAAUUGUCUCCCAAUAUUUUUUGUCAUUUUUUGGGAGGCAAAUCAUUACAAUUGACUAACAUCAAUGAUUCUAGCAGGCUUUUUAUGUAUUUCUUGGGAACUAAGAUAUUAAGAUAGCUGCUUAAUAAAGCAAAUGUAAAGCUAAGAGAAAUUUACAAGAAAUAAAAUGACGUUAAGGAAUAUACUAUUGAAGAAAUACAAGUCUAUUAAGCUUUGAAAAUUUUGAUGGGUUUACAAUAAAACUCAAGCAAUUUUGACUUUUUCCUUCUAAAAGAUCUUCAAAAAAUUCCUCCAUAUCACCAACUCUUUACAAACGAAAGAUUUUAAUUCCUUCUUGAUUGCGAAAGAGAGUUAAAUAAAGACAUUUUAAAUAAUGAAUAACUUAUUUAAGACUUUGUUUAGAGAGCUUAAAAUUCCUAGACUUCUGAUUAAGAAUUGGUUUUAAUAUCAAAAAAAGGAAAAGUUGGUGAAGAAAUUAUUCACAAUAAUUCUGUUUAUACAUAGAUAUUCUUAUGUGAGUUGAGUUCAGCCUUUGUUUUUGGCUACUUUGUUGUCAAAGAUAUGAGUUCUUUUGCAAAUUAAAUUUGUAUAAAUUUAGAGAGUUUUACUAAUCAAAACCAUCAUGUAUAUUUUUAGAACGAAGAAUUUUUUUCUAAUUAUGAAAAAAUUUAAGAACUUUUGAAUAGCAAAAUACACAUAAGUUCUUUUUUAAAUAACAAAUUUGACUAAUUUCCAUAAUCUCUUUAAAAUGAAAUGCUCCACAAUAAACCAUUAAAAGCAAAUAACAGUGAGACUAUAUUUGAUAGGCAGACUUAAACUUAGCUUCUUAUUAAAUCGGAUGAAAAUUUAAAGAAAGAAGUCUUUUUAACUACCAGUGGUACAGUUAAAUAAGAUAAAAUGGUUGAAAAGCAUAAGCAAGCAAUUUAAAAAAUAACUUAAAAGCUUAGAAUGCUACUAACAGAAUACAGGUUUGUAAGUAUCAAUAAUGAUACGACAUCUAUCUUUGAAGAGUUAUCCGAGAUAGCGAUUUAAAACUCUUAUAUAAUUUAUUCCCAAGCAAAAGAAAAAAUGGAUUACAGACUAUUUAGAUUUAAAUUAGCAUAAGAUUUACUCUAAAAAUAAAUACAAAAGAUAAAAUAAGAGGAAUUAUAAAAUGUUAAAUCUAAACUAAUUGAUGUUGAAGUUUAAACAGAUAAAGUUGUUGAAAGUGUAAUAAAUGUUGAAACUCACGCUCUUUCUAAAUCUCCAAAAUCAUCAGAUAAUAAUGAAUAGUUCAUAAUGAAUGAAGUUAAUUCACCUGUCUUUUAGGGAAAUGAUUAAAAUAUCAGACAAGGAGGUACUCAUGUCUAGAAAAAAGAUGGUAAGUAAGGUAUUUGCUUAGUUUGCUUACAAGAAAAAAAUAUUUAAAAUAAUACAUUCAUAACAUGCUAAGAAUGCUCUUUACAAAAUAAAAAGCCAGUUUAUUUAUGUGACAAGUGCUUUGAAGUAUAUCAUUUAGAGAUAAAUGUUAACAGAGACAACUUUGAUAAAAAAAAUUUCUCUAGGCUAAGCACCCUAAAAAAUUCAGUUACAACAGUUCCAAUAGAUAAAAUGGCACCUAAGCCAUUAUAAAAUGGAUAUGGAAGUAAUGGACUCAAUGGAGGUUACAAUACGGUUAAUCCUCCUAUUUAGUAACCUUUAAUGAACAAUGGGUACAAUGGAUAUUAACCAUAAUAAACUUAAGUGAGGAGAAGAAGAACAGCUAAUAUUUAAGAUGGGUAUGAAACUUCAGGCCCUGCCUUUAACUCAAUGGUACCACCUCAAAUGAAUGGAAAUAUGAUGGGAUAAUAAAUUCCUUUAAAAAGAAGAGGACCUGCUUUGGAUGACUCUGGAUUUAGAAGUGAUGCCCCUUCAAGCUAUAUUCCUGCUACAAGAGGCAGAAAGAAAUUAAAUCAUGGCUAAGACUAAUUACCACCUAGAAAUCAAUAUGGUUACUCUGAUUUAGGAUAGCCAAACAACAUGAAUGGAUAUGGAUAAGGGAUGGGAAAUAAUGCAACAAAUGGAUAUGAUAGAUACUCAAGAGGAGUUGACAUGAAUGGAUAUACUACUUCAGAUCCUGCAUAUGGCAGAAAUUAUCAAGGGGCAGAUAAUUACAAUAAUAAUUAAAUAUAUAGAGGUGUAGGUACUCAAAGAAAGUGA